This is a messenger RNA of Diceros bicornis minor, 1945 nucleotides long. It is a transcript of the gene POLR3D, whose product is annotated as RNA polymerase III subunit D. Gene Ontology annotation, molecular function: DNA binding. The transcript is spliced from 9 exons. The coding region runs from base 95 to 1291 and encodes 398 amino acids. Gene Ontology annotation, biological process: transcription by RNA polymerase III. NCBI's taxonomy places the organism in Eukaryota, Metazoa, Chordata, Mammalia, Perissodactyla, Rhinocerotidae. The record is from RefSeq and is a predicted model, not a curated record. Gene Ontology annotation, cellular component: RNA polymerase III complex.
AGACUUCCGCCUGGCGCCGGGGCCGAGGUCCGGCUGCGGGCCGCGUUGGAGGUGAAGUCUGGGCGCGCGUGGUGCGGACCGCAGCCCGGGCAAGAUGUCAGAAGGAAACGCCGCGGGCGAGCCCAGCGCUCCGGGAGGGCCGCGACCCCUCCUCUCGGGGGCCCGGGGGCUUAUCGGGCGGCGGCCGGCGCCUCCCCUCAGCCCGGGCCGCCUUCCCUCCAUCCGCUCCAGGGACCUCACCCUCGGGGGAGUCAAAAAGAAAACCUUCACCCCGAAUAUCAUCAGUCGGAAGAUCAAGGAGGAGCCCAAGGAAGAAGUAACCAUCAAGAAGGAGAAGCGUGAAAGAGAGAGAGACCGACAGCGAGAGGGGCAUGGCCGGGGCCGGGGGCGCCCAGAAGUGAUCCAGUCCCACUCUAUCUUUGAGCAGGGCCCAGCUGAAAUGAUGAAGAAAAAGGGGAACUGGGAUAAGACAGUGGAUGUGUCGGACAUGGGGCCCUCUCAUAUCAUCAACAUCAAAAAAGAGAAGAGGGAGACGGAUGAAGAAACAAAACAGAUCUUGCGCAUGCUGGAGAAGGAUGAUUUCAUUGAUGACCCUGGGCUGAGGAAUGAUACUCGAAACAUGCCUGUGCAGCUGCCCCUGGCUCACUCAGGGUGGCUUUUUAAGGAAGAGAAUGAAGAAGCAGAUGUUAAACCUUGGCUGGCUGGCCCCAAGGAAGAGGACAUGGAGGUGGAUGUGCCUGUUGUGAAAGUGAAAGAGGAGCCACGAGACGAGGAGGAGGAGGCCAAGAUGAAGGCUCCUCCCAGAGCAACCAGAAAGACCCCAGGCCUCCCAAAGGACAUAUCUGUGGCAGAGCUGCUCAGGGAGCUGAGCCUCACCCAGGAGGAAGAGCUACUGUUCCUCCAGCUGCCAGACACACUCCCUGGCCAGCCACCUACUCAGGACAUGAAGCCUAUCAAGACAGAGGUGCAGAGUGAGGAUGGACAGAUGGUGGUUAUAAAGCAGGAGAAAGACCGGGAAGCCAGGCUGGCAGAGAAUGCUUGUACCCUGGCUGACCUGACAGAGGGUCAGGUUGGCAAGUUGCUCAUCCGGAAGUCGGGAAAGGUACAGCUCCUUCUGGGCAAGGUGACUCUGGACGUGACAAUGGGGACUGCCUGCUCUUUCCUGCAGGAGCUGGUGUCUGUGGGCCUUGGAGACAGUAGGACGGGUGAGAUGACAGUCCUGGGACAUGUAAAGCACAAACUUGUAUGUUCCCCCGAUUUUGAAUCCCUCUUGGAUCACAAACACCGGUAAAAUGAGCAGAUGGAGGAUGAUGGUGACUGUGCCCACGGCUGCUGCCUGCUCCAGACGUUUUGUUCUCAAAUUUGAGCGACCCAGAAGGGGCCUGUUGAGCCCACCCACUCCAGCCUUUGGCAGCCAUUGUCCCAGUUAUCCCUACAGGGCCCACGUGGCUCCUCCCACAGCAGCUGUGAAUGGCACAUGACCUCCUCACGGCAUGGAUACUGCACGUCCUCGCUGCUGGGGGAGUUGUCCCUUCUAUUUAUUUUUAUAUUUAUGUCUUCUCUCUUCAACUGACUGCCUCCUCCCAGGUAGACAGAGGAGAGUCUGUGGACAAGUGCAGGCUCCUUCUCGUGGUGACCGUGCUGGUUCUCAGGGUAGGGGGUGUAUGGAUGGUCGCUGCUGCUUUUGCUCCCUCCUUCCUUCCGGGAUGCAGUGUCUGAGAGAGAGCAGGGGAUUGUUGAGUCCCAGCUCCGUCAGUUACUACCUGUGUGACCUUGGACAAACUGCCUAACCUUUCUGAGCCUCAUACUCCUCGUCUGACAAAAAUGAGGAUAGUACCUACCUCACAGGGUUGGUGUGAGGAUUAAGUGGAAUAUUGUAGAUGAAAUCUCCUUGCACAAGGCUAGACAUAGACAGUAGACGCUCAAUAAAUGUUAGUUUCCCUUC